This is a messenger RNA of Hibiscus syriacus, 826 nucleotides long. Its product is annotated as ubiquitin-conjugating enzyme E2 variant 1D-like. Gene Ontology annotation, cellular component: nucleus. Gene Ontology annotation, biological process: DNA damage tolerance; protein K63-linked ubiquitination. The record is from RefSeq and is a predicted model, not a curated record. Lineage: Eukaryota; Viridiplantae; Streptophyta; Magnoliopsida; Malvales; Malvaceae. The transcript has 4 exons. The coding region runs from base 153 to 593 and encodes 146 amino acids.
CCCAUUUAUUCUCAGCUUUGCCUUUCAUUUCGUCGCCUUCCUUUUACGAGAUUCUCUAAUCUGACUCCUCUCUUGCUUUUAUUAUAGCUUUGUAUCUCUAAUUGAUUAGUUCUCUUCAAACCCAUCAUACAAAACCCUCUACAGAACCACCCAUGGCGCUUGGCUCAGGAGGAUCGAGUGUCGUGGUGCCUCGGAACUUCAGAUUGUUAGAGGAACUUGAGCGUGGGGAAAAAGGUAUUGGUGAUGGUACUGUUAGCUAUGGAAUGGAUGACGGAGAUGACAUUUACAUGCGCUCUUGGACUGGCACCAUUAUUGGUCCUCAUAAUACUGUACAUGAAGGUCGAAUUUAUCAGCUGAAGCUGUUCUGCGAUAAAGAUUAUCCUGAGAAGCCGCCAAGUGUUCGUUUCCAUUCAAGGAUCAACAUGACUUGUGUUAACCAUGAAACCGGAGUGGUGGAACCAAAGAAGUUUGGACUUCUUGCAAAUUGGCAGAGGGAGUAUACCAUGGAGGAUAUACUGACGCAGCUGAAAAAGGAGAUGACAGCCCCACAUAACCGAAAGCUGGUCCAACCUUUGGAGGGCACCUACUUCUAGCUCUCAAGAUUUUAGAUGUCCUGGAUCCAAUUGCAUUUCUGGUACGCAGUAUAUAGUUUGUAAUGCUUGUUGAUCUAAAGAAAAUACUGGGGAAUGCCUCUAAAAGCUUCUCCAAUUACCUUUUCUUGGGUUCAUCUUCAUUAUCCUUUCUUAUCAAACUUUGUUGAGGGGAUGCUGUAUGAUUAAUGGGACUUUAUCCGUGUGUCAAAUAUAAAAAAUGCCCUUUUGAUUAU